AUGAAAUUGACAACGGCCAUUUCUCUGCUCCUUGUGACAUCGGCUUCUGCCUUUGCUCCUUCCACCCCAAGUACUUCCAGUACCAGAAGUACCGCCUUGUUCAUGGCAGAAGAUGGCGAAGUCCAACCUCUCCGCAUUGGAACACGUGGUUCUCCACUUGCCAUGGCACAGGCAUUCGAGACUCGCAAGCGUCUUCAAGAAAUUUUCCCUGAACUCACUGAAGAUGGCGCCAUCGAAAUUUGCGUCAUGAAGACUCAGGGUGACAUGAUCUUGGACAAGUCACUCAUGGAACUGGGAGGAAAGGGACUUUUCACCAAGGAACUCGACGUCGCGCUUCUCGGAGACGAAGUCGACAUCUGCGUGCACUCUAUGAAGGAUGUACCCACAUGGCUCCCAGAUGGAACCAUCUUGCCAUGCAAUCUGCCACGCGAAGAUACCAAUGAUGCCUUCAUCUCCAGGGAUGGAUCCAUCACCACCAUUGAACAGUUGCCAGACAACUCCGUCAUUGGAACUGCUUCUCUCAGACGACAGGCACAAUUGAUGGCCAAAAACCCAACCCUUCAGUGCGUCAACUUCCGUGGAAACGUUCAGACUCGUCUGCGAAAACUUGAAGAUGGAGUUGUAGACGCUACACUUCUCGCCAUUGCUGGACUCAAGCGAAUGGGAAUGGAUGGAUGCGCCACUUCUGUCCUCGAUUGGGAGGAAAUGCUACCUGCCGUCGCACAAGGUGCCAUUGGUAUUCAAUGCCGAUCCGACGACGAACGCUCCCUCAAAUACAUUGAAGCACUCAACCACCCCGACACCAAGGCAUGCGUCGAUUGCGAACGAGCUUUCUUGGAAGCACUCGACGGUAACUGCAAGACACCCAUCGCCGGACAAGCCAGAAUCGUUGACGGGAAGAUCGCCUUCCGAGGAUUGAUUGCCAUGCCAGAUGGAUCCCAAAAGUUCGAAACAACUUCCGAAGGUGAAAUCGCCGAUGCCCACUCCAUCGGAAAGGCUGCAGGGGAAGAACUCAAGGCCCAAGCCGGGGACAAAUUCUUUGAAAUGAUGGUGGAAAUGUCACCCCAACAAGUCCUUGGACAAAUCACCAAGUAA
This is a messenger RNA of Seminavis robusta, 1095 nucleotides long. Lineage: Eukaryota; Bacillariophyta; Bacillariophyceae; Naviculales; Naviculaceae. The record is from the annotation of a GenBank genome assembly.